AGCAAGUUCACCUGGCACCUUGUUUGCGCUUUCCUUCUAUUUCAGGGUGUGGCAGGUCGUAUUUGCUCUCUUGCUCAAUCCCCAGGCGAUUUCACCUACCCCCCCUCAUUUGGGGAUAUCCGCGACCCCCCCUCAAUGAGGUCCGGGAAGCUGUCCGGUAUCCGCACCCUACUCCGUGCCCGCCAUCUAAGAUGUGGCUAGACCGCAUUGCUGGUCAUUCGACUCCCUCGGGCUCUCAGAUUGACAGUCGCAGCAACUCGCCUCUACCCCGAAGAACAUCCUCUCGUUUAUCUCCCAAUAUACAAAACAAUCGUCCUGGAUCCAGUCGACAAGCUUCCUCCUUAUCCGUCCUCCUGACUCCCAGUGAUUCGACCACCUCCCUUCCCGCAACCGCAGCUCGUGACAGAUCGCCGCUGAAACAAAUCGCUGCAAGAUCCCGCCCCUCCGAUGUCGCUGACCCCCUCGAUGUUCUGAAUGGUAUCCUUGGGAAGCAGAAUGGUAAAAGGGAUCUGUCUCCUGACGGUGACCUCAACGUCAAGCCUUCGGAUCUCGUGGAGGACAUCGAUUUCCAAGGGCUGAGUCUGGAGGACUUCGUCGCGCAGGCAGACAACCGUAAACGGAUUACCAGCACCGAUGCGGGCGCCCAAACCGUCCAGCAAUUCGAGAAAGAACGAGACAAGUUCCAAGAUCUACAUUCGGCUAUCACCGGCUGUGACGAAGUCUCAAGCUCGGUGGAGACAUAUCUGAACGAUUUCCAGAAUGAACUCGGGGCUGUAUCGGCGGAGAUCGAGACUCUACAGUCCCGGUCUAUUCAGCUGACGGCCAUGUUGGAAAACCGACGCAAUGUCGAACAGCUACUCGGGCCUGCCGUGGAAGAGAUCAGCAUCUCUCCCAAAACGGUGAGGUUGAUCGCGGAGGGGCCGAUCGAUGAGAAUUGGGUUAAGGCCUUGAAUGAGAUGGAAACCCGGGCGGCAAGCAUUGAAGCCAAGGUCUCUGGCUCUAACAGCACGAAAUCCAUUGAGGACGUUCGGCCGCUUCUCAAAGACAUCAAGAACAAGGCCGUGGAGCGCAUCCGGGACUAUCUGGUGUCCCAGAUCAGAGCACUGCGUUCCCCCAACAUUAAUGCCCAAAUUCUUCAGCAGCAGCGGCUGGUAAAAUUCAAAGAUCUAUAUAGCUAUAUCUCCCGGGCUCAUCCAGAGCUCACAGGACAAAUCACGCAGGCUUACAUAAAUACUAUGCGGUGGUACUAUUUGUCGCACUUCACGCGAUAUCGCCAAGCGCUGGAGUCAAUCAAGAUAUACCCCAGUGAUCGAAAUGAGAUUUUAGGAGGAGAUCCGUCGGCUCAUAAGACAAGCUCUGCUGUCGCCGGUAGUCGUGCUGGGUCUGCUGCGCACGAUCCCUUCUCCCUAGGAAGGAGAGUGGAUAUCAUGCGGACUGGUGCUCAGAUCGCUAUUUCUUCAUACCUAGCAGAGGAGGACAAUUCCUUCCAUGGACUUGAGGUUCCAUUCCGGAAUUUCAAUCUGGCCGUGGUGGACAAUGUGUCAGCCGAGUACUCGUUCAUGACCGAGAUGUUCUCGACCUUAUCUUUCCAGCAAAUUUCCCGCAAGGCCGUCGAGAUAUUCGAGCCGGUGUUUAGUCAGGGGCAGACGUUGACGAAGCAGCUGAUCGAACAUACCACGGACGCAUUGGGCGUCUUGAUCUGUGUCCGGUUGAACCAGCACGCCGCCUUCGAGCUGCAGCGCCGCAAGGUUCCCGUUGCGGACUCCUACAUCAACGGGGUGAACAUGCAGCUGUGGCCGCGAUUCCAGGUCAUCAUGGACACGCAGUGCGAGUCGCUGAAGCGGGUGGCCGCGAACACGGGUCGCAGCGCGGUGUCGGCCUUGUCCCUGGCUGGGGGCGACGAUCUGAACAAGUCCUCGGCGCCCCAUUUCCUAACGCAGCGAUUCGGCCAGCUUCUGCACGGGAUCCUGGUACUCAGCAGUGAUGCAGGGGAUGACGAGCCCGUGGCCAACAGCUUGAAGCGCUUGACGGCGGAGUUCGACAAUCUUCUCACAAAGCUCAGCCGCAUCGGCGGCGACGCCAAGCGACGAGAACGGUUCUUGUUUAACAAUUACUCGCUUGUACUGGCUAUAAUUAGUGAUACCCAUGGCAAAUUAGCAACCGAGCAGAAACAGGGGACGUCGACGAUCCUGCUCGAGCGGCAUGACGCGCCGGGGACGGAGACGAGUAGUCGAAAUUCCGAGGUGAGGAUUGAUUGCAUCAUUGUCCCCUUUGCUUUGUUCGUGUCUGCGUGGAGGAGCAGGAUGAUGGAUAUAGAUAGAUCGAGGGGGAAAAAAAAAAGUUCGGGAGGAAUACAACUAAUGAACCAACGAGCGCAACAGGUAAUCCACGCAGGGCUCUACUACGGCACCGACACGCUGAAGAAGCAACUCUGCAUCGAAGGCAAGGAGCUGCUGUACGACCUCUGCGAGCGGCAGAACAUCCCCUACCGCCGGACAGGCAAGUGGCUGGUGGCGCAGGACGCAGCGCAAUGGGAAGCGUGCCUACGGUUGCACGAGACGGCACAGCGGAUCGGGGUGACGACGCGGAUGCUGAGUCGCGAGGAGAUCGCGCGGCGGGAGCCGGAGGUGCGGGCGCAGGCGGGGGUGCUCGAGAGCCCGACAACGGGGAUCUUGGACAGCCAUGCGCUGAUCACGUACCUGCACGGCGACUUCGAGGAUCGCGGCGGCGACUGCGCGUUCCGCACGCGCGUGACAGGCGUCCGGUACAACGGCCAGGGCCGGGGCUACGAGAUCACGGCCGUUACGGCCGAUGGGUCUGAGACGGCUAUCACAGCUGAGACGGUCGUUAACAGCGCGGGGCAUGGCGCGUGUGCUAUCAACAACAUGCUGCUGCCUGCGGACCGGCAUCGCACCCCGCUGUACGCUAAGGGCACCUACUUCUCGUACGCGGCCUCGUUCCCCCGCACCUCUGUGCUGGUGUAUCCGGUCGUGGCCAAGGCGCAGGCGGGCUUGGGCGUGCAUCUCACGCUGGAUAUGGGCGGGCAGGUUCGCUUCGGGCCUGAUGCGGAGUGGGUGGAGGAUAGCGAGGACCUGGCGCCGAACCCGGCCCGGCUGGAGCAGGCGCUGCCGCUGAUCAGGGAUGCCUCGGAGAGCGGUUCCGCCUGGGCGAAGGGGAGCAUGUUCCAGGACUUUGUGAUCCAAGAGGAGGAGGGUCCGGGGUUGACGAGUAGUUUGGCCAUUGGAAAGAUGGUGAAGCGGAUUCUCCACUAG
Aspergillus homomorphus CBS 101889 is the source of this 3272-nucleotide messenger RNA. RefSeq names its product Vps52-domain-containing protein. Lineage: Eukaryota; Fungi; Ascomycota; Eurotiomycetes; Eurotiales; Aspergillaceae. Gene Ontology annotation, cellular component: GARP complex. Bases 192 to 3272 code for a protein of 1026 amino acids. Gene Ontology annotation, molecular function: oxidoreductase activity; syntaxin binding. The transcript has 8 exons. Gene Ontology annotation, biological process: endocytic recycling; Golgi to vacuole transport; retrograde transport, endosome to Golgi. The record is from RefSeq and is a predicted model, not a curated record.